AUGCCUUCCCAAACUCAAGGACGCAAAAUUGCCAUCGUUGGCUCAAGUGGCCAGGUUGGAAAUCCCACGCUCAAAGCCCUUCUGGUAAAAGGUAUUCAUACCAUCACUGCUGUCCAACGAGCCGAAUCAAUAAGCACAUUUCCUCAUGGAGUGCUCAUCAAGUCUGGUGAUCUGACCGACGAAUCCUUCCUAGUCAGCGCAUUCCAGGGCCAAGAUGCUGUCGUGCUCAUGCCGCCUCUUCCUCACAUUACGAGCAUACAAGAACCGGCCGUCCGUGCAGCUGCUAAGGCAGUCGUUCCCUACGUUUUUCCGGCUGAAUUAGGACCAGACCCCUUCGCAACUCGGCUUAUACAAGAGAACAAACUUCUUCAGGAUAAGAAGAAAAUCCGGGACUUGAUCGAGGAGCUUGGAGUAAGCAGCUGGGUCUCGAUAACUGUUGGUCCGUUCCUUGAUAUGAACAUCAAGAGCGGUCUCUGGGGUAUUGACGUGGAGAAUCGAAAAGCUACAAUUUGGAAUGGGGCAACUGGCAAGGUAAAUACUUCGAGUGUUGCCCAUACUGGACAAGCCACAGCAGCAGUCCUUAGUCUUCCCGAUGUAGACUUGUCCCAGUACAAGAACAAGGCGUUCUAUGUGCCUUCUUUCCAUCUGACGCAGCAAGAGCUCUUAGAAGCAGUACAGAAUUCAACAUACACGACGGGGCAGGACUGGGAUGUGAAGCAUCAGGAUAUCGAAGACGCAAUUAAAGAUUGCAACUUGAAGAUACAGCAGAAAGACGAUAUGGCUCCUUUUGUCAAGUUCUUCCUUACUCAUUUUCAAGAAAACAGUGGAGGGGAUUUUGAGCACAAGGUCGUUGCUUCUGAGGUUAAAAAGUUGCAUAAGAUGGGACUUCAGGACGAAACCCUUGAAAGUGUCCUCAAGUCUUCGCUAUAG
Molecule: messenger RNA, 930 nt
Organism: Fusarium sp. VM40
Lineage: Eukaryota; Fungi; Ascomycota; Sordariomycetes; Hypocreales; Nectriaceae
Source: the annotation of a GenBank genome assembly